AUCAACACCUACCAUUGUCUCUGUUGAAGUCGAAAGGAAUACAAGUAAGGAAAUCGAACUAGAAGACCAUGGCGUAUCAAUGUUUAUUCCUCCGGAGGCUGUUCAUCAGAAUGACCCUAGCAAGAUCACCCUGACCCUCCUAAGGGACCCUCCCAGUGUUGACAUCCAAGAUGGUGAAUCAGUGGCCUGCUACGGGAUCAGAUGUGAUCCUCCAAACAUGAUCUUCCACCAACCUGUUAAGAUCAGGAUACCACACUCUACCUUGGCCAUCAACCCUGAUCAAGUGAAACCAGACAUUGUUUCCCAUGUAUGGGAUUCAGUAAACGAUCUACCAAGAACAUCAAGAAUGAGAUCAUCCAGCUCACCAGACGAACCACCAUACUGCAGAUUGUAUGAGAGACAUCUUGAGCUGUACAUUGGAAAAUGUGCUGAGUGGUGGGUUCUUAUUCCUCUUGAACAGCAGUUGAUCCGACACCAACUUAUGUGUACUCCAUACAUCCCAGAAACCUUAGAAAGAGGCAAAGAGAUUGAAGUUCAUCUGCAUGUGCAUGCCGAUGUUCCUGGCAUGGAUGCGGAAGUUCGACAAGAUGAGAAGCAUCAGGCGUACCGCAAGGCCCAUCGUUCGGUCCCAUUUAGCACCAUAUCUCAUGCAGGUGACGUUACAGUGGCACGUGAUUGUGACGGGAAGAUGGCAGAAACUAAGCUGCUCUCUCUAAAGAAAAUUCACAACCGAAUGAGACACAAUGUAGUCUUCAAUGUGCCCCCAAGUGAGGACGAUGUUCCAAUUGACGUGAUAACCAUCACCCUUACACAGUCUGGGAAGCUAGGGAUGUCUCGAUCAAUGGCAUUCGUCAUUAGAUACGAAGAUCAAAUCAAGAGUCCUGAGUUUACUCCAGUUAUCCGAGAAAUCGAAGGAACUUCUCGAAAUGAUCUCCCUGAUAAAGAUGUCCAGAAAAUCGCUGAAAAGCUUUCGAUAGACGACUUUUAUGACCUGGGAGUUGCACUAGGUUUCCAAAUACAACAACUGGAUGCAAUAGAGUAUAAGAGGCUCAAAGACAGACAAGAGGCCAUCUGCGAAAUGUUGAUAACAUGGAAACAGAGACAACUACCCCAUCAAAAUGUGAAGGAAGUGCUUCUUUCAAUCCUGAAGUCUUUAGAAACAGAGGCAGAAAAUACGAAAAUGACAGACGAAAGCUUGCCUCCGAGCUCGUCGGCGACUCCUGAGAUAAGAGCCACAUCAAUCGAGCCUAUAGAGCCUGAAUAUAUGGAUAUCAUUACAACAUCAGAAACAGAGCGGGAUGAAAUUAAUGACGACCUUGACCAAUGUGGGGGAACGCCAAGCACGGAAGAGCUUUGCAGCGUCGCUCUACCAGUGACAAGUCUGCCAUUAGCAUGUUCACUUGGAAAAGCCCUUCGUUUAAAUGAUGACCUCAUUGUUGGAUUUAUCGAUCUACCCAGUUCGUCAGUACUCCAGAAGAUCGCACGACAGCUCGUAGACAGUUGGUGGAAUGGUUUGAAAGAGGAUGAAAAAGGAAAUAAGUUUGCUACGCUUCUCUCGGAGUUUAACAUCUCAGAUGUCAAAACAGUUUCCAUAGGCUGUGAAGAAAUCUCAAAAACCAUUGGUUCCAAGACCAAACUACUGGACUUGUGCCAUCGCCUGAGUGUUAAACCUUCUGACAUCUUGCUCAUAAUGAGCACAUUUCUGAUCUUCCCGCCUCACAUGAUUGGCCGUAGUGCUCUGAAGAUGCUUAAAGAGUGGGUACAUCACGGUGGGACUAGGAAGCGGCUUCUGGAAGUUGCUCAGGCUUUCCGCUUCAACGAAGCAGCAGUCAAGAUAGCAGAAUCAAUGACAUUCCAAGCAAGCUAUAAACCUUUCUUCUCGCAUGGCAUCAUUGGUCACAAGGGUGGAGAACUGACCCUUGAUGAACUUGGAAUUGCCGUUUCUAUCCCCGAAGGAGCUCUGCCAAAAGGGAUGAGAUCAGUUGUAACUCUUAGCGUCCCAACUCACGAUACUCCUAGGCUUCCCGUACGGGAGGGUGAGGUAGUCAUUACUCCAGUCAUAGAGGGUUCUCUGACACAAGAACUGCUCAAGCCUGCUACGGUGGUACUACCACACUGCACCACUCAAAAUGAACGUAAAGACGACUCUUCUGUUAUCUUGUACACAAGGACAGGACCAGGAACGUUCGGUCGUAGGAACAUGAAUCCAUCACAAAUCUCAAAAGAUACGAUCACGUUUCGUACAAGUCAUCUUCAAGUCUGGGCUCUGUCAUCGACCGAUCUUCAAGGACUCCAGUUGAAAUGUGUAGUCUUCCAGCCUCUCUUCAUGACUCCUGCAGAGAAACCAACUCUACGUGCGUACAUACUUCAUCCGUACAGGAACUAUGUAGAGGUAUUUAUAUCAUAUGCUUUGCGGGCGCCAUUUGGUACUGUGGUCAUUAAGAGUUUCCGUUCUGACUGCUUAAAUCGAUAA
This is a messenger RNA of Strongylocentrotus purpuratus (purple sea urchin), 2473 nucleotides long. RefSeq lists its product as uncharacterized. The transcript is spliced from 11 exons. Lineage: Eukaryota; Metazoa; Echinodermata; Echinoidea; Camarodonta; Strongylocentrotidae. Gene Ontology annotation, biological process: netrin-activated signaling pathway. Gene Ontology annotation, cellular component: membrane. The coding region runs from base 80 to 2473 and encodes 797 amino acids. The record is from RefSeq and is a predicted model, not a curated record. Gene Ontology annotation, molecular function: netrin receptor activity; protein binding.